AUGGGCAAGCAGCAAGAUCGGAGCUCCACCCCGCCGGCCGAUGGGCCACCGCCCCUCGGCGGGCAUAACGGGGCUCACUGCUCAACGGAGGCGCCGGCGGACACCGCCCGGCGCCUUGGCAGAGGGCUGAUGACCUCCCCCGCGACAGAAUCCGACGGCGGCUUCUGCGAGGACGACGGCUUCUAUUAG
Messenger RNA from Emiliania huxleyi CCMP1516, 189 nucleotides. RefSeq lists its product as hypothetical. Bases 1 to 189 code for a protein of 62 amino acids. NCBI's taxonomy places the organism in Eukaryota, Haptophyta, Isochrysidales, Noelaerhabdaceae. The record is from RefSeq and is a predicted model, not a curated record. The transcript is spliced from 2 exons.